Molecule: messenger RNA, 552 nt
Organism: Vanrija pseudolonga
Lineage: Eukaryota; Fungi; Basidiomycota; Tremellomycetes; Trichosporonales; Trichosporonaceae
Exons: 1
Coding region: 1-552 (183 amino acids)
Source: RefSeq, a predicted model, not a curated record
AUGCCCGCAGCCAUCAGGCUCCUCAACCUCGCCAGCCUGCUCUUGCUCCUUGGCACCCUGGCAACUAUGGUCGUCACGGCUGUUCCUUUGAGCGAGCAGAACCUAGAGGACGGAGAGUUGCUCGGCGACAUCGACUUGGAUCUGUCGAAGCGCAAGACCAGCUACCACUUCAAUAUUGGUAUUCAGUACCAGGGAUGGCUUAAGCCGGGCUCGGCGACAGUGGCGUAUCCUUUGUGGACUCCCGAUCAAGAGUGCAAGAUCUCGGACGGCUCAUGGCCCAAGAUUGGCGAUGGGGAAGUCAGCUACGGCCGAUGGGUGACCAUCACACCCGGCACCGAUGGCGACACGUGGGAGUACCGAAUCGAUCUUCCUUCCAAGGCCCAGGCCGACAAAGGCAAGAGCGGACGCAUCUACGCGAAGAACGCUGUCCCUGGUCGCCGAGGCCCACUGCUGGGAAUCUGUCACAAGAGGUUCAAGCCCCUCGGGAUUCAGUGUAGGGAAGGAGGUCCCUACGUGCGGCAAGACUGGAGCUGCACGGCAACCCACGACUAG